UACCGCUCCCGGAGCAGGGACACCGGGACCGCGCUUGGAGACCCUGGAAAGGGUCUAACCCCGCGUGCCGCAUGCUGCGCUCUCCUGGAGCGGGGACUCAGGGACCGCACCUGGAGAUCCCGGAAACGGUCGAGUGUCCCCAUGACGCCCUCCGGCUCGGUGGCAGCAGCGGCAGAGAAGCAGCCCCCUCUGGACCCUAUCCAGGACCAGGAGCUCAAGUCCUGGCGGGGCCUGGUGUUCUACCUCUGUUUCUACGGCUUCAUGGCGCAGAUACGGCCAGGGGAGAGUUUCAUCACACCCUACCUCCUGAGGGACAAGAACUUCACCAAUGAGCAGGUCACCAACGAGAUCAUUCCGGUGCUGUCUUACUCCUACCUGGUGGUGCUGCUGCCGGUCUUCCUGGUCACUGACUACCUGCGCUACAAGCCGGUGCUGGUGCUGCAGGGCCUGAGCUAUGUGUCCGUGUGGUUGCUGCUGCUCUUCGGCCACACGGUGCUGCACAUGCAGUUCAUGGAGUUCUUCUACAGUGUCACCAUGGCCGCCCGUAUCGCCUACUCCUCCUACAUCUUCUCCCUUGUGCGCCCGGCCCGCUUCCAGCGCAUGGCCAGCUACUCGCGGUCCGCCGUGCUCUUGGGAGUCUUCACCAGCUCUGUGCUGGGCCAGGUGCUCGUCUCCGCAGGCCACCUGUCCUUUACCACGCUCAACUACAUCUCCCUGGGCUUCCUCAUCUUCAGCCUACUGCUCACCCUCUUCCUGAAGCGCCCCAAUCGCAGCCUUUUCUUUAAUCGCGGCGUGCCCGCGCACCAUGCCACCGUGCCCUCCGAGCUAGACCACAUGGCUCCGGGCAGCCCCAGCAAGCCGGAAGGUGGCAAACUCGGGCUCACGCUACUGGCAGCCUGGCAGAACUCGGUACUCGCCCACAUGCUCUGUGAGCUGGGAGCCAGCCUGCGCCUGCCGCAGCUACGCCUCUGGUCCCUCUGGUGGGUCUUCAACUCAGCUGGCUACUACCUGAUCAUCUACUACACACACAUCCUGUGGAACGUUGUGAGCCCCGCCAGGGACAGCUCUGCAGUCUACAACGGAGGGGCAGAUGCUGCCUCAACUCUUCUGGGUGCUGUCACCUCCUUUGCUGCAGGCUUUGUGAAGAUCCGCUGGGCCCUGUGGUCCAAGCUGGUCAUCGCAGCUGUAACUCUCACCCAGGCUGGCCUCGUCUUCCUCAUGUACAGCACCAGCAACAUCUGGGUCUGCUACGUCACCUUUGUGCUCUUCCGAGGUGCCUACCAGUUCCUGGUGCCCAUUGCAACGUCUCAGAUUGCAUCUUCGCUGUCAAAAGAGCUCUGUGCCCUUGUCUUCGGGAUCAACACAUUCCUUGCCACAAUCCUCAAGACCACGAUCACUGUCAUAGUGUCAGAUAAGCGAGGCCUGGGGCUUCCGGUCCACUCGCAGUUUCUCAUCUACUUUGGGUACUUCCUGCUGCUGUCCGUGGUCUACUUCUCCGGGGCCAUGCUGGUAGGCCUGCGGCACUGCCGCCAGGCCCGCCACCAGCCGCUGCCCAUGGCCCAGGAGAUGACGAGCCCAGCAGAGGUGGCGACUGUGCAGGACAGGGGCCUCGACAGCCUGCAGACCACCACCCCGCCACUUCCACCAGAGGAGAAUGGUUGGGCCCCAGAGCCAGCUACCCGUGAGCAGAGCCCACUGCCUGAGGAGAAGGCCUGAGCCGUCUGCUGGACCCCUGAGAAGGAGGGCUGCAUGCCAGGACCCCUGACACAGCAGGACGAAGCCAGGCCUCGACAUCUUGGAUGGGCCAUGUCCCUGGCCAGCUAGCUGCCUGCUGGCAUCAGUGACACUAAUGCUCCGGCAUUGUCCAGACCCAGGGUUCAGAUUGCAGAGCCAGUGACUAAUGGAAACAGCAGGGGCAGCCUUCCCAUGAGACCCUUGGCCUGUCCCUGUGACUGCAGUGGAUAAGCUGUCAUAUCAGUUGAGAGCCCCUCACCCUACCCACCGUAAGCACGUAGCUCUGGCCAUGGCACAAAGAUCUGCUCAGGCUCCUCAGGACAGUUGCUUGGCCAUGCCACCCCAGGCUGCCCCUCGUUUGGCGCAAGGGUGGUGAGGGUCCCAGGGUUCACUAUGAGGCCUCUUGUCCUCACCCCACAGGCAAGUUCUGCCUGUCUCCAAGGGCAGGUGAAGGGCAUCAGAUGCACUUGUCCCAGGGUACACCGGCCCCUCACAGGAUCGCCUGGCACUAGGUCAGGAGUGGGAGCAGUGGCCAAGAGACCUGGUGUAAGCCCCCAGACCCUGGGCCCCAGCUAAGCUGUGAUAUUUCUAGUCGUCCCAGGUGCUUGGACUUCAAACCAUGCCAUUACUUUUUUAAACAACUGACAUAAAGUGGGUGAAACUUGC
Loxodonta africana (African savanna elephant) is the source of this 2400-nucleotide messenger RNA. It is a transcript of the gene SLC19A1, whose product is annotated as solute carrier family 19 member 1. Bases 142 to 1716 code for a protein of 524 amino acids. NCBI's taxonomy places the organism in Eukaryota, Metazoa, Chordata, Mammalia, Proboscidea, Elephantidae. Gene Ontology annotation, biological process: folate transmembrane transport; methotrexate transport. The transcript has 6 exons. Gene Ontology annotation, cellular component: plasma membrane; basolateral plasma membrane; apical plasma membrane. The record is from RefSeq and is a predicted model, not a curated record. Gene Ontology annotation, molecular function: folic acid binding; methotrexate transmembrane transporter activity; folate:monoatomic anion antiporter activity.